Messenger RNA from Danio rerio (zebrafish), 4625 nucleotides. NCBI's taxonomy places the organism in Eukaryota, Metazoa, Chordata, Actinopteri, Cypriniformes, Danionidae. The record is from RefSeq and is a predicted model, not a curated record.
CAGUUUCGAUUCUCUGCCGGCAGAAACAGCUAACCCACACAGACUGACAGACGAUUCAACUAAAUCAACCCAAACUAAACCAAAUUGACCCAUUCGGACUAGUCACGGCUGGGGGUUCACCUCAGGGAGAAUCAUGUCACGCGGAGGGCAGAAAUCAAACAUGAGUUCAUCUAAACAGCACCAGGCGUCUUCACUGAAAGCCAAAGGAUUCAGAGACAUCAGGAUCGACGAAGAGGUCAAAAUCGCUGUCAACAUCGCCCUGGAGAGAUUUCAGUACAGCGACGAGAAAGAGCUGGAUUUUCCUUCGUCCUUGACAAACUCUGAGAGGGCGUUCAUUCAUCGGCUGGCUCAGUCUCUGGGCUACAUCUCCAAAAGCAGAGGAAAGGGCUGCAGCCGGUUCCUGACGGUGAGGAAGAAGGACGGGAUGGAGGCACAGCGUUCCAGCAUGAGCUGCUCUCUCUCUCCGAGCUGCAGAGCGCUGGUGCAGAGUCUGAUGCAGAGAUUCCCCAUCAGCAGCCGUGAGCGCAGCCAGCUGCAGCCGCAUGCAGAGAGAGGCCUGCAGUCCCCGCCUGACACCACGGACAGUAAAAGCAGGACCAGUGGGCGCCUGAGCCACGGGAUUCCUCAGGUUCCACCAAGACGCAGCAGCGCCCCUGAGCUGGACGCUUUCCGGAAAGCUCUGCCGGUCUACGAGCUCCAGGAGCAGAUCAUCCAGUCCAUCAGAGACCACCAGGUGGUGCUGGUGCUGGGGGAGACCGGCUCCGGGAAAACCACACAGAUCCCUCAGUUCCUGCUGGACGACUGCAGCGCCACCGCGAGCCCCUGCCGCAUCUUCUGCACACAGCCGCGCAGACUGGCCACCAUUGCUGUAGCGGAGCGCGUGGCAGCGGAGAGAGGAGAGAACAUCGGGCAGACCGUCGGCUACCAGAUACGCCUGGAGAGCAGAGUUUCUCCUAAAACUCUGCUGACGUUCUGCACCAGUGGAGUCCUGCUGCGGACGCUAAUGGCCGGAGACGAAGCCCUGUCCACCGUCACGCACGUCAUUGUGGAUGAGGUGCACGAACGUGACGGACUGACGGAUUUCCUGCUCACCAAGAUGAAGGAAGUCCUGCAGAAGAUGCCCAAUCUCCGACUGGUGCUGUCCAGCGCUGCGCUCGACGUCAGUCUGUUCAUGCGCUACUUCGGCUCGUGUCCUGUUAUUCACAUCAAAGGCUGCCCGUAUGAGGUGAAGCAGCUGUUCCUGGAGGACAUCCUGAGGAGCACCGCUUACACAAACAAAGACAUGAUCAAGUACAAGAAGGAGGCGCAGAAAGAGGAGAGUCAGCAGUGUUCUCUCAGUGAGUGGUGUGAGCGUGACGUCCCGCAGGCGGAUCCUCCAGAGCGUCCGACGGUGUGUGUGCUGCAGGACAACCAGCUGCUGGACGACGGAGGAGACAGUGUGUUCAGUCAGAUGAGUGAGAAGGACGUGUCGUCGCUGGAGCCGUGGCUGCUCAGAGAAAUGGACUCCUGCAUCUCCAGUAUCUUCCUGAAUCAGGACGCAGACGCUUUCACACAGCUCUUCAACCUUAUCCUGAACGAGAACAUCAGCGUGGACUACAGACACAGUGAGACCAGCGCGACUGCACUGAUGGUGUCUGCAGGACGGGGAUUCGUCAGCCACACUGAGCAGCUGCUGAACAUGGGAGCAAACAUCAACAUCAAAGCCUCCAACGGCUGGACUGCUCUCGACUGGGCAAAACACUUCAAGCAGACGGAGGCGGUGGAUUUGCUGGAGUCUCACAUCUGGUGUGCUGAAGCGUCUCCGCAGGAUGAGGCGUCUCUGCUGCAGAACUCCUCCUGUGAGCUGAGCUGUGAGGAUCAGGAGCUGCUGAAGGCCUAUCACCACAGCUUUGAUGACGAGAAGGUGGACCUGCAGCUCAUCCUGCACCUGCUCCACAGCAUCUGCCAGAGCUCUGACCAGGGUGCGGUGUUGAUUUUUUUGCCCGGCUACGAUGAGAUUGUUUCUCUGAGAGAUCAAAUCCUUUUUGAUGAUAAAAGAUUUACAGAGCAUCAGCAAAGGUUUCAGGUGUUCGUUCUUCACUCCAGCAUGCAGACCUCAGACCAGAAGAAGGUCUUGAAGAGCACUCCUAAAGGCGUCCGCAAAAUAAUUCUCUCAACAAAUAUCGCAGAGACCAGUAUUACCGUCAGCGAUGUGGUGUUCGUCAUCGACUCCGGGAAAGUCAAAGAGAAAGCAUACGACGCUCUGAAUAACGUCACCAUGCUGAAGAUGGUGUGGAUCUCGAAGGCCAGCGCUUUGCAGAGGAAGGGCCGAGCGGGACGCUGCAGGCCGGGUGUGUGUUUUCAUCUGUUCAGCCGGCUGCGCUUCUCCAACAUGCUGGAGCACCAGAUUCCACAGCUGCUGCGCAUGCCCUUACAGGAGCUGUGUCUGCACACUAAACUCCUGGCUCCGAUCAACUGCCCGGUCGCUGAGUUUCUCUCCAGAGCUCCGGAGCCGCCGCACAUAAACACGGUCAAACACGCCGUGCAGAUGCUCAAGACAAUUGAUGCCAUGGAUCCGUGGGAGAACCUGACGGAGCUGGGCCUGCACCUUGCAGACCUGCCGGUGGAGCCUCACCUGGGGAAGAUGGUGCUGUGUGCGGUGGUGUUGAAAUGUCUGGACCCGGUGCUCACCAUCGCCUGCACGCUGGCCCAUCGGGAGCCGUUCGUUCUGCCCGCUCAGGCCGCUCAAAGACGUGUGGCGAUGCUCUGCAGGAGACGCUUCACCGCCAACACCUUCAGCGACCACAUGGCUUUGCUCAGGGCCUUCCAGGCAUGGCAGAAAGCGCGCAGUGACGGCUGGGAAAGAGCUUUCUGUGAGAAAAACUUCCUCUCUCAGGCCACCAUGGAGAUCAUCGUCAGCAUGCGGACGCAGCUUCUGGGACAGCUGAGAGCCACAGGUUUUGUGCGUGCUCGCGGCGGCGGCGACAUCCGUGAUGUAAACCAAAACUCGGAGAACUGGGCGGUGGUAAAAGCGGCGCUGGUGGCAGGCAUGUACCCAAACCUGAUCCAUCGGGACGGCCUGAGCCUCAGCGGAGAGAAAGAGAAGAAGGUCCGACUGCACCCCACUUCUGUCCUCAGCCAGCCGCAGUACAAGAAGAUCCCUCCUGCCAAUGGGCAGGCAGCAGCUGUUGAUUCUCUGCCCACCGAUUGGCUGAUCUAUGAUGAGAUGACGCGAGCUCAUAGAAUUGCCAGUGUCAGGUGCUGUACUGCGGUCACACCCCUCACCAUUGCCCUGUUUGGGGGAGGAGCCAAACUGCCCAGCUCCGCUCUCCAGGAGGCGGUCCUUCAGAGAGGAUCUGCUGACAGCAGUGACAGUGAGGUGGAGGAUCAGUGCAGCGCUCGACAGGCUCACCUCACACUCGACCACUGGAUCAACUUCAGGCUGGACCCAGAGACGGCGGAGCUAGUGUUCGGCCUGCGUCAGCGCUGGCAGAGUGUGUUCCUGCGGCGGAUCCGCUCCCCCAGUAAGGCCUGCUCUCAGCUGGACGAGUCCACCAUCCGCACGCUGGUGUCUGUGCUGUCGGCGGAGGAGCAGAGCGCAGGGCUGCAGCAGCCCACCGGCAUCGGCCAGAGACCCCGACCCGUCAGCGCAGAAGACAGCAGCUCAUACACUCACACACACGGACGCAGCAGGAACACAGCCGACACACCACAGCAGGAGGCCACAGCCAGCCCCGACAGACCUCGACUGGCAUCUCAGCUGAAGAAUCCCAGAAUGCAUCACUCUCGCCAUCAGGAGGAGGAUCUGGCACCCUGUGGGAUCUCUGAGGGGCCGACGUCUCCAUCCACUGCUUUGGUUAGCAUGUCAGCGUGUGUGCGCGCGCCGCACUCUAGCGUACGCUACUUCAUCAUGAAGAGCAGUAACCCCCGUAACAUCGAGCUGUCGCAGCAGCGGAGCGUCUGGUCCACCACACCCAACAACGAGCAGAAGCUGAACCGAGCCUUCCAGAACAGCAGUGCAGUCUUCCUGGUGUUCUCUGUGCAGGGGUCUGGACACUUCCAGGGAUAUGCACGCAUGACGUCUGCAGUGAGCAGCGAGCGCUGUCUGGACUUCGGCUCCUCUGGUCUGGGUGGAGUGUUUUCGGUGCAGUGGAUACACACUGAGAGUCUGGCCUUCCAGCUCACACACAAACUGCUGAACCCCUGGAACGACAACAAGAAAGUGCAGAUCAGCAGAGACGCUCAGGAGCUGGAGCCGCACACAGGGAAUCAGUUAUUGCAGCUGUGGGAGAAAUUGUAAAGCAAUGGACAUGCAAAUCCUCCAGAUGAACACACUCAUCAGAGAAACAGCGUCAUCGAUACACACACACAUUUACUGGAGAAACUGCAGUCCUCAGCGCAGUUUAUCAUCAAAGAGAGAAAGGACAAGAAAAACACACUUCUUUCAGAAGCAAAACCAGACAUUUGCUCUUCAUCUUUCAUGCAGGAAAUAAACAGGACUCAUAUCUUCGUAUCUUCAGUUCUUCUGCUGCUGCUCCAGUAAGUGCACCUUUAUUGAUGUUUUUACCACUUUUUGAGAUUUGUGGUUUUCCUUUUAUUUAAUUUUAAUUUAUUUUGUCUUGACCUUUUUCCCAUGUUUUCUCAGG